Molecule: messenger RNA, 7424 nt
Organism: Labrus mixtus (cuckoo wrasse)
Lineage: Eukaryota; Metazoa; Chordata; Actinopteri; Labriformes; Labridae
Product: aggrecan core protein-like
Exons: 19
Coding region: 121-4611 (1496 amino acids)
Biological process (GO): cell adhesion
Molecular function (GO): calcium ion binding; hyaluronic acid binding
Source: RefSeq, a predicted model, not a curated record
GUAGUGGGGAGACACACCUGUAUAUCUAUGAUUCAGUCGGUAAGGUGUGACGAUGCGCCGCUCAGGUAAAUCCUAAUAACUGAUAUCUGACUCACUCUUCUGUUGGAUUUCAGGUUGAACAUGCUGAGGUGGAUUGUGCUUCUGUCUGCGUGUCUACACGUCUUCUCAGCCUCGUUGGACUACAUGUACGACGAGCACUCCUUCAUGGACCCAGAGGAUGUGCUGAGUGUGAGCAUCCCACUGGAGGAGCCACAGCGCCCCCUACUGGGGGGAGUGUUGGUACUGCCAUGUUACAUUGAGGACCACACUGUCCCUGACCCCGGAGCCCCCCCCAUCACCCCCUUCUCUCACCGCAUCAAAUGGAGUCUGGUCACUAAAGAGAAGGUCACGACCGUCCUGGUGGCCUUGGAGGGACGAGUGCGUAUCACAGAGAGCUACCUGGACAGAGUCCACCUGGUGGGCUACCCGGGGACCCCAACAGACGCCACCAUCAGGAUCUCUGAGCUGCGGUCCAGUGACUCUGGAUUUUACUGCUGUGAGGUCCAACACGGCAUUGAAGACAACCAUGACAUCAUCCAUGUGCAGGUUCAAGGUUUGGUGUUUCAUUAUCGUGCCAUCAUGGGGCGCUACAGUCUGACUUUUGAGAAGGCGGAGGCAGCGUGCAGCCUGAACAGCGCCAUCAUAGCUUCACCUGAACAGCUGCAGGCGGCGUUCGAUGAUGGAUUCCACCAAUGUGACGCCGGCUGGCUCUCCGACCACACAGUCCGGUACCCGAUCCAUGAUACCCGGGUGAACUGCUAUGGGGACAAAGAAGAAGUGCCCGGUAUGAGGACCUACGGAGUCAGAGACCUCAAUGAGACCUAUGAUGUCUACUGCUUCGCUCAGAAGAUGACAGGCAGAGUGUUCCACAUUGCUUCUGCUGAAAAGUUCACCUUCUCUGAGGCGGCAGUGGCAUGCUUGGCUCAAGGAGCUCAGCUGGCCAAUACGGGUCAGCUCUACCUGGCCUGGCAGGGAGGGAUGGAUGUGUGUAACGCUGGUUGGCUGGGAGACCGGAGCGUCAGAUACCCCAUCAAUGUUCGCCGGCCACAGUGUGGAGGGGGUCUACUGGGGGUGAGGACUGUUUACCUCCACACCAACCAGACAGGAUACCCACGCUCUGAGUCCCGCUACGAUGCCUUCUGCUACACAGAGUCUCCUGAUGAGGAGGGUUCAGGUUCUGAAGAAGAAGGCAGUGGCGCUGUCAGCUUUACCACAAUGAUACAAAGCACUGAGGUCUUCUUAACAAAGACCACCAAAGAGAGCGAGGCGGUCGGAGAGCUGGAGACUCUUCAUCCCAACAUCGACUUCCCGUUCACAGAGAGCACAACCAAGCUGUCAACAGAGCUAACAACAAACCUGCCGACAGAGCUUCCUGCAAAGCUAACAACAAACCUGCUGACAGAGCUUCCAACAGAGCUAACAACAAACCUGCCGACAGAGUUGCCAACAAAGUCACCAACAGAGCUAACAACGGAGCUGCCAACAGAGCUAACAACGAGACUGCCAACAGAACUGCCAUCAGAGCUGCCACAGCAGACAAACGUAACAGACUUUGUCACUGACCUGAUAGAGGCAGCCACCACCAGACCAAACAUGGACCUUCAGCCCAGCACAGGCCCUGUGAUGCCUCUUACUGGUGUGGUCUUCCUUUACCGCUCUGGCUCCAGACGCUAUGCCUUCACCUUCGUUGAGGCCCAGCUGGCUUGUAGGAAUGUCGGAGCCUCCAUCGCCUCCCCACAGCAGCUACAGGCAUCCUAUAUGGCCGGGUAUCACCAAUGUGACGCAGGAUGGUUACUGGACCAGACUGUGAGGUAUCCAAUUGUUUCCCCUCGGGAUAACUGUGCUGGAGAUCUUGGGGAUCAACCUGGAGUUCGCUCGUAUGGUUUGAGGCCAGCAGAAGAAAGAUAUGAUGUGUACUGCUUCAUCGAUGGGCUCAAAGGGGAAGUCUUCCAUGUGGGCUCAACUGAGGGUUUCACCCUUAACGAGGCAGCUUCCAGCUGUCAGGAGCACAAUGCUGUGCUGGCCUCCACCGGAGAGCUCUACGCAGCAUGGAAAAUGGGUUUUGAUAAGUGUCGUGGUGGCUGGCUUGCCGAUAAAAGCGUCCGCUAUCCGAUCAACAGCCCCUGUCCUGAGUGUGAAGGCGGGAAAUCCGGAGUUCACACGGUGUACACUCACCCCAACCAGACAGGCUACCCUGAACCUGAGUCCAGAUAUGACGCAUACUGUUUCAGAGUGGAUAUUCUACUCAUUGCUAAUGAAACUGGACUGAACAUCACAGAUAUUCAGAAGGCUCUCCUGAACCAAACAUCCAUUAUUGAUUUGUUGAGGCCUGCUGGACCUUCCAUCGUUCCUCCUAUCGCCGUUGAGUCUUCAGGGUCUGGGUCAGGUUCAGCAGACUUUGGCUCAGGCUCUGCAGUUGAUAGUGCUUCGGGGGGUGCCUCUGGAGACCUGUCUGGUUCUGGAGAGCUGUCUGCGUCCAUAGACUGGUCUGGCAGUAUGAGCUCUGGUCUGCCCAGUGGAUCUUCAGGGUUCAGCAGUAGUGAUGCUCCCGUAUAUGGAUCUGGAUCAGGUCUCCGUGGAGACGCAUCUGGCCUAACUGUGGUUUUCUCUGGUUCUGAAGGAGCUGUCUCUGGAGAGGGAUCUAGUUCAGGUGGACUCCAGGAAGCUGUAGAAGGGAGCACAGAGCUCCUCAUCCUCCCAUCAUCUGGAGCAGGAUCUGGGGUGCUCAGUGGUAGUGGGGAUCAGUCUGGAUCUGGUUUCAGUUCUGCAGAAAGUGGCUCCUCUAUGGACAGCUCUGUACAAUUCUCUGGGUUCAUCACCACCAAGGACUUCUCUGAGUUCAGUGGUUCAUCAGGACUCUACUCAGGAAGUGGACUGUCAGGAAGUGAACUAUCAGGGAGUGGUGAGUCUCAGAUCUUAUUGAUAGAUGGUGACUUGAUCGAUGCGUCAGCCCUGAGAACCUACAGGGAGAACGAGCUUGGUGGGGGCCUCCUGGUGUUCAGUGGCUCUGGAGACCUUUCAGGAUCUGGGACUCUCAGUGGGGAUCUCAGUGGGUCAGCCCCUGGAGGGGACUCUGGAUUCUCAGGUGUAAACUUUGUGGGCUCAGGGUUUACUGACCUCUCAGUGUCUGCUUCUGGAGAGCAGGAGGCCUCUGGGUUUUUACUUUACAGCUCUGGACAAGGGGGUGGUGGAUUUCUGUCCAGAUACAAGAGCUCAAGUUUCGUGUCAGGAUCUGGAUCAGGAACAUCUGGAUCAGGAGUGUCAGGAUCAGGAACAUCUGGAUUAGGAGCGUCUGGAAGUGAGUCCUCAUCAAGCGGAGAGGAAGGCACUGUUACCUUCUUGUCAGGGGAUUUUAUAACUGAUAGACACAGUAAACCAUCUCUGGAGCUUGGACAGGGUUCGGUGGAGUUCAAAGGAGAAGGAAGCAGCAAUGGGUUUUUCUCUGGUGGUGGAGUCGACCACAUGUCCUCAGCCAGCGGGAUGUCUUCAGGAUCUUCCUCUGGAGAUCUUCCACAGUUAGUUUUCCCCGUUCCAUCUAGUAAGAUGGAACUGAUCAAGGGCACAACAGGACCAGAGGAGACACUUAGUGAGGCUGAAUUGUCACAAACCCCUGAUGGCCUGUAUCCUGUGCUCCCCCCGGCAGGACUCGCUGCCCCUACAACCCUAGCUGCCCCAGCCUCCAUUCACAGCCCAGGCAGUAAUGCGGAAACUGAUUCAGUUAAAGGUGGUUUUAACCUCUCUGAACCAAACCCCUGUGGAAACUCUUCAUGCACAGUAGAGGACAGGGUUCCUCACUGCCAUGAGAUAGAUGUGUGCCAUUCCAACCCGUGUGCCAAUGGAGCCACCUGUGUGGAGAGCGCAGACUCUUACAAAUGCUUAUGCCUGCCGAGCUAUGGAGGGGAGCGCUGUGAGAUCGAUAAGCAGCUGUGUGAGGACAGCUGGAUUAAGUUUCAGGGGAACUGCUACCUGCACGUCUCUGACAGACAGACAUGGCUGGAGGCAGAGCAGAGCUGCAGGGACCUGAACGCACACCUGGUCAGCAUCAUCACCCCCGAGGAGCAGCACUUUGUUAAUAUGAACGUGCAGGACUACCAGUGGAUCGGCCUGAACGAUAAGACGAUGGAGAACGACUUCAGAUGGACAGACGGGACUCCUCUGCAAUAUGAGAACUGGAUGCCCAACCAGCCGGAUGAUUACUUUCACUCUAUGGAGGAUUGUGUGGUGAUGAUCUGGAACGAGAGCGGUCAGUGGAACGACGUGCCCUGCAACUACCACCUGCCGUUUACCUGCAAGAAAGGCCCAGUGUCAUGCAGCGCCCCCCCUCAGGUGGAGAACACCCACAUGUUUGGUACCAGGAGGGAGGAGUAUCCUGUGAACUCCAUCAUCAGGUAUCAGUGUAACCCGGGCUUCAGACAGCGCUACCUGCCUGUGGUCCGCUGUAAAGCAGACGGGCAGUGGGAGACUCCACAGGUGGAGUGUACUGACGUGAAGUCCAGAAGAAGAACACAGGAGGAGGAGGAGAGCAGACACAAACUCAAACCAGGAAUAAAUGAUAAGAACAUUUAUAUUUAAGAUGAUUUAAGGGUUAAAAUGUUGAAGGGUGCUGCAUCAUGCUGAUGUGAUUUUUCUCUACUUUUAAUAUAUUUAAAUAAUAUACAUAUUGUUAUGCUCUGAGUUUAUCGAGUUGUGUGUGAUGUCAUACAACUUUGUUGCUGUUAAAUCCGUUUUAUAGAAGGCAGCGUCUGAUUGGACGACAGGAUUUUUGUUCUGGUUAAACUGGUUUAUUGUUUUGGAGAAGUUUGCAAACAAUCACUGGAUGACAUUUAGUUACUGAUGGAGCUGCACUCUCACACUGACGGAGGUGCACUCUCACACUGACGGAGCUGCACUCUGCACAGUGGAAAAAUGAGGGUCUGCUGAGAGUUGGUGGUAACCGAGCCACGACAUUUCUAAGAGAUGUGACGCCCUAACCCUUUGUGUGCGAUUUGUGUCUUUUUGACACAUUUGCACUUUAACUAUCCUUCUGUGUAUCAAACAUGAGACAAAAUGUUUGUAAAGUUUGCUUUAAAGCUCAAAGUUUACCUCUCUCUCAAAUUUGGCCAAAGGCAGGCUAACAGUUUACCAUUGUUCUCAGUCUUUCUGGUAAGCUAAACUAAGCUAAGUUAAGCUAAUCACCGAAGCUGAGACACACAGAUGUGUAUUAUCUUCUCCUUUCAUCCCGGAUUAAAAGAUGCUUUAAUGUAAGAAUGAAGACAUGUUGGGAUGGUCUGAUGUUUGUUUCACAGUACUGUGUUGUUUAAUUGGACCGUAAACCAGAUCAGAGGUACACACUACACUUGUGAGUAAACGGAUAUUAACUUUAUUUAUUAAUGACGCACAGCCACAGCGUGUUUCAACCAGAUUAGACAUCACACUGAACACAGGUGGGACCAGUUCUACUCGCUCACCUUUCAGAUUUGAAUGUGUGAUGUCAAACCGCAGUUUGUCAGCAUGUCUGUUUUCUCUCGUCUUUCACACCGCUGUGCAGUGCAGUGCAGUGCUGUGCUGUGUGUGUGUGUGUGUGUGUGUGUGUGUGUGUGUGUGUGUGUGUGUGUGUAUGUGUGUGUGUGAUGGACCCUUUACGUCUCUUAUGUCGUGUAACCACAGAGGAUAAGCGUCAGUUUCCAUGACAGUGUGAAACUUUGCCUGUUGUGAUCUUAAUGUUUUGUUUGGGGGCGGGGCCUCCUGUCAUCGUCUCACCUGAUAAACCAAAGACAAGCUGCACCUCUGUCUCAUUUCAGGAGUGUCAUCCUUUUAAGUAGUGGUUCUCAAAUGUUGGGUGGGGACCCAAAAGUGGGUCGCAGAGCCGUUUUCAUUUCAUUUCUAUAUUUGUUCUUUAAUAAUGUAUCGUCUGCUGUGACAGAGACCAGUAACCAAUAUUUAAAGCUGCAUCAUCGACAUAUAUAGAUAUCAGAAGCUUGGCAGGUCAUCGUCCAAUUUCAAUUGGUGUGCAAUGAAUCUUGGGAUACGAAGCAUGCGCAGGAUGUAUCCUUUGUUGGCUGGGGAAAGGACACAUUUGUUCGCCCCGUUUUAAAUUAAAUGUAUUAAUCGAUUACAUUUUAAACCAAGGCGGACUAAAAAAGACAUGCUGUGGUACGGUACAGAUUGGGGUUAGGGCUACACUUCAUCAGUUAAAUAUUUUCAUUCUCUGCUCUGAGAAAUUUUGUUUCCCCUUGCAAACAGCAUGACAUCUGGUGCUUUUAUUUUGAAGGUGGACAAACAGAAGUGUGGUGCUUUUAUUAUGAAGGGUGACAAACUGAAGUUUGGUGCUUUUAUUUUGAAGGGGUACAAACUGAAGUGUUGUGCUUUGUGCUCUGUUGACUCAAAUUACAACACUCGAGGCUCGUCAAUAAACAGCUCGCGGUCAGCCAGAAAAAAGGUUUUGCUCAGGUGUUGACACAGGUCAAAGGUCAACAUUUCAAUCACAGAUGUGGAUAUUUUAAAUAAACGGUUAUCUCCACUUAUUAAAGCAAGCUAACAUGCUGUGCUGAGUGAGGCGAGAGAGGGUCAGAGCUGUGUAGAGCCCUCUCUUUCUUUGGAAAAUAGAAACGAGGUGUUAGGGUUAAAAUGGGUAAUGGGCGCUCCAUCGCGCUGUGUCACUCACGGGCAGUUAGGACACUCCAACAGUACAAUAGACUCAAGCUGAUUUUGUCGCUGACGCUUGCUCGCAUUGAGUGCUGGCAGGACAGGAUGUAAGGGUGGAUGCAAAGUACAGCCGCAGAGAAAUUAUGUCCCCCAUUUUUGUAUUCUCCUGCAAGGUAGGCUACAUGCAAUUAGCCACAACACCGGGACAUGACUCUACAGCCUUUGUUGUGUCACAAGACGUUUUCUGUCUUCAAAGUAUGCUGCCCCUGAACUGAGACACUCCAUCAGUUUAUUCACUCAUGAUGUGUUCUAUGACUUUAUGUUAAGAAAAGACUACAACUAAGAACAAAAGUGUGGACUGACCAGUUUGGACUAGCCUGAUCCUCCUUAUUGGAGACAUGGUCUUAUCAGAGAAGUUAAUACAGAUGAAGUAAAGAGUCCAGAGAGAGUUCAGCACCUUGAACUCUCUCUGUGACUUCUUUGAAGGUCGUCCGACAGCAGCGACAGGCAGACGCACACAUCCUUGGUUUUGGUCUUUUCACCACGUUAGUUGUUGACAGUAUCAAAUCAAACUUUCCUCACAUCUGAAGUCUUUAAAAUCUGCUCUGAAACACUGGGUCUUCUAGGCUCAGGGACGUCAUGGUUUAAAUACUGAUUUCAGACAAACAUGCUGUUCAUAUAUUUCAUCAUUUUGUCUUGUUUGUGAAUGUUUGUCCGUACCUCUUUUCAUGCCGAAUAAAGACUCUUUGGUUGAUUCAGGA